Pantherophis guttatus is the source of this 3646-nucleotide messenger RNA. RefSeq names its product thrombomodulin (gene THBD). Gene Ontology annotation, biological process: positive regulation of axonogenesis. Gene Ontology annotation, molecular function: calcium ion binding; transmembrane signaling receptor activity. Gene Ontology annotation, cellular component: membrane; cytoplasm. Lineage: Eukaryota; Metazoa; Chordata; Lepidosauria; Squamata; Colubridae. The record is from RefSeq and is a predicted model, not a curated record.
CAUCCAGCUGGGUGUGAGUGUGUGAGACUCUGACUCUGCUCCUGCUCCAGGGGGAGAUCGCCUCCUGGGCGGGCGGUGCUUCCCUUAUUUCUCCUGGUUUUCUCCCCUCCUCCCCUCGCAUGGAAGGCGCUAUAAAUGCUGCGACCGCCUGAACGGGAAGCGACGACGGAGCACCCCAGUUUCACUCGAAGUGCGCUCGCCGUAAUCGCCGCUAACAUGUGGUUCCUCCUAGUGGCGAUGGGCAGCCUGAGAGCAGGGUUGGCGUUACCCACUCCGUCUCCAGCGCCGAUCCCCUUAGGCGCGCAGUGCUUGGGCUCCGCCUGCUUCGGUUUAUUCGGCAUUUCCAGGACUUUCACCGAGGCGGGCGGCGUGUGCGAGGCAGGCGGCGGACACCUCAUGACGGUCCGCUCCACGGUGGCGGCGGAGGCCAUUGCGCUGCUGCUGCUGCGCGACCGCCCCGGCAGCGCCUGGCUAGGCUUGCGCCUGCCCGGGAACCGCUGCGUCGAACCGACGAAACGCCUGCGGGGAUUUCAGUGGGUGACCGGCGACGAGCGGACGGACUUCGACGCUUGGGAGAGCAACGGGUCCGACGCAAAAGUGCCCACCUGCGGCCCCAUGUGCGUGGCGGUGACUGCCCAACUGAGGUGGCAGGAGCGCGCCUGCAACGCCUCCGCCGAAGCCAUCCUCUGCGAGUACAACUAUCCGAACGGGACCUGCGGGCCCCUGCCGGCCGCCUUCGCGGUCACUUACCUCACGCCCUUCGGCGCCCGAGAGAGCGAUCUGGUGGCCUCUCCGCCGGGCACUACGGCGGUGGUGCAGAGUUUGGGUGCCGUUCUGGAGUGCCGUGCUCAGGGCAACAACGGGUCUUUCGAAUGGGUUUCAGCCGCGCCCGGCGCCUGGGAUUGCCAGUUGCAAAAUGGGGGCUGUGACGAUCAGUGUCAUUUGGACGAGGAAGGGAGACCCCAUUGCGCCUGCCUGGAAGGCAAGACGUUGUUGGAGGACCAACGGAGCUGCUGGUCCCCCUGUGCCAGUUUAGGAUGCCAGCAGUAUUGUGAGCCUCAGGGUGACUCUGGAGUCUGUAUGUGCUUUGAGGGUUAUGAGCUGGAUUCUGAUGGCAAGAGCUGCUUGGACAUCGAUGACUGUCAGGCCACACCAGGGCUUUGUGAACAGGAGUGCAUUAACACCCAGGGCGCAUUUGAGUGCCGCUGCUGGCAAGGCUAUGAUCUGGUGAAGGGCAAAUGCCUCCUAGAAAAAUGGGCGUGCUUUGAUUUAACGUGUGAACAUGACUGCAACCUUGUUGAUGGAGAGUAUAAAUGCACAUGUUUUGAGGGAUAUAUUCCAGACCCCAAAAGUCCUCAUAAGUGUCUCCAAGUCUGUAACCAGAGUCAAUGCGCUGCACAGUGUGACCCUAACAAUAUAAAUGAAUGCUAUUGUCCAGAAAACUUUAUCUUGGAAAUGAACAUAGAUGGUAUACAAGUAUGCACAGACAUCAAUGAGUGUGAGGCUAAAUUCUGUGGUUCCCUGAAGUGCAUAAAUAUACCUGGCAGUUACAACUGCAUCUGUCCCAAUGGACUUAUUCAAGAAGCGGGCAGCUUCUGUGAGGAGCCAUCAGAAGAACCAGAAGAGUUUUCAGGUGAAACUGAAACUUAUCCCAAAUCACCUGUUCCUCCUUCUUUUGCUCCACCAAAGGAUGGCAGCAGCCGAGGAACAUUGGUUGCAAUAAUUGUUGGCGUCACCUGUACGGUUGUGAUGUUGGUAGUUAUUAUCUGCUACCUGGUGAAGAAACGCUAUGCUGCACAAAGCAUAUCAGACUACAAAUCUCAGCAGUCUGAAAGUGGUGUGGCACUUCAGCAUGUUAGUUCAACAUGUGACUCUUCCAGACAGAAAAUGUAGGAAACAUUCAUUCUGGAAGGAGAAAAGAGACAAUAAUUUUAAAAACUGCAAGGAAAUGUUUAUGAAUUUGGGGGUGGGGAGUGGAGUCCUGUGCAGAUGCUGUUUAAUUCAUAACUGCCUGCAUGAACUCUGAAGUAAUGUUUUCCUUUCAUUUCCCGAGAGUUAAUUGUCAUGCCGUGAGAGCAAUGUUAGUAUUUGUCACUGACUUAUAAUGUGAAUCCCACGUGUGCAGAGAAAUGGAGUCUGGGGUGCAUUUAUGUAGGAUUUUAGUUCUACCCUUCUUUUCUUCAAAUACAACGUGAUUGGUCUAUAAUUUGUUGUACAGACAUGAUGCUGCCUGUGUUGAAGAUCAAGAUCAAAUGAAAUGGGAGGGAUAUUAAAUUCUUCUACAAGUAUUUUGCCUGGAAGCUUUCACUGUUAAACAUAUAUUUCUAAUUCACAGCUUUCACCUUGUUAACAUUAUUGGAUAAUAAUUCUAUGUAACAAUCUUGACAUAGUCUCUGUGAAUGUUGAAGGAGUUAGCUAUCAGCCCAUGCCAAAUUAUCCCAUUUAAUUUGCAAUACACUACUAUGCAGCCCCAUUCUCCUCCCCCCCCUUUUUUUUAUUACAGAUUUGGGCUUUUAUCUUCUUUAUUAGACAUUUGGUUUGUAAUACAAACUUUCUGUGUUGUCAAAGUAGUUUUGAGUACUUGCUGUUAUAAGCACAACUACUUUAUUGCGAUGUUAUUCCUUUUUUCUUUGUGCGACUUUCCUUUAUCUUCAUCUCAUUUUCAGAUUGUUCUAUUUGUUUCACAAUGGAUUUCUCUAAUUGAAAAACGUGACAUACCAGUUUGCACUUUGGACACUUUUAUUUAACUGGAUUAAAUUCCUUUCUUUCAUGUUUUGUUUCUAAUAUAAAAUGUUCACCAGUUUUAGUGGAAGCUGUAUCAUGCCUUUCAGAUUUUCAGUACUGUAUUGGAAAGAGUUGGAGAAUGACAUUUUAAUGCCUUCAUUUGAGAAACUCUUUCAUUUUUACUUAAGAUGAUAAGCAUGAUAAAAAGGACUUUAAACAUUGUAAAGUGAAUUGUAUCUAAUCAGUUCUGAAACAAAAUUCAGCUAAAUGUAAGCCCUUUGCAUUGAUUUCAGGUACAAAGUGUAACCAAAGGCUAAAUGUGAACUAAUUAAUACCUGGUGAGUUUUAUCAUACCUGGAUUCUUUCAGAGUUAUGAUGUCACCAUUGCAGUAUCUUAUUGGGAGUUUGCAAAAAAUGUUAUAGGCAUUUGUUGAAUACUAUAGCCAUGUCUUCCUGAAGGAUUUUUAUAACUUCUAGUGUCACCCGACCGUUAGUGAAGCAAUAUAAAGUUUAUUUUUAUUACUGUGUUACCAGCAGAGAAACAACUGGAUGAAAAUGUAAGGGGCUAUGAAUCACUGGUAAGGAAAUUAUCAAUCUUGCUGUUAAUUGGUUAAUACAGUUCCAAUGUGGUAUUUUUUAACACUUUAAAAUGGCUCUUUUAAUAAAUGGAAGUGAAUGAGAUAGUUUAUAAGUGAAUGUUUUAUGUAUGUAUUUAUAGAAAAUAUGCUAUAAAGUUAUUUUUCCAUCAGUGUACAUAAAAAGUCAAUCUAUAUAAAAUUUGCAGCAUGAUCUCUUUCACAUACUACAUACAUGUUGUGUUUCAAGCAUCUCUUUAUUUUGUCUGGAUUUCCAGAUUUUAUGGUAGAUUUCUUGAACCUCAAGGAUAAAGUUGCAAGGAUUAAAUAAAGCUAUAUUAGCUUCA